Molecule: messenger RNA, 1620 nt
Organism: Anopheles gambiae (African malaria mosquito)
Lineage: Eukaryota; Metazoa; Arthropoda; Insecta; Diptera; Culicidae
Exons: 1
Coding region: 1-1383 (460 amino acids)
Source: RefSeq, a predicted model, not a curated record
AUGGCAAAGGUACCAACGACACCAACAAUUCUGCCGGAAUUUCACGGCGAAACGGACGACUGGAACGUGUACCGGGAGAUUCUGGACGAGUUCUACCGGGCGAACGGUAUCACCGGGGAUGAUCGCGUACCGGUGCUGAUCAGUGUGAUUGGCAAGGCGACGUACGGGACGCUGCGAAGUCUGUGCCACCCGACCGCACCGAAGGACAUGCCGUACGAGGAGCUGUGCGCUGUGCUGGCCCGCCAGUACAUUCCGGAGAUUGCGAUCUUUCGCCAUCGGGCCCUGUUCUAUCGGGCGGAGCAGCAGCGUGGUGAAGGUGUGAAGGAGUGGUACGCCCGACUCAAGGCCUUGUCGAUGGAGUGCCAGUUUGAUGGGGGCCUGCUGGAGCCCCUGCUGAUAGACCGGUUUGUGGUGGGCUUGGCCCCGGGACCGGUACAGAGCCGCCUGUUCGAGGAGCAGCCGGAGCAGCUGCGUAGCAUCGACAGGGCGGUCUCGCUGGCCGCUGGCAAGGAGGCGGAACUGCUGCAACAGCAACAUGGCGGUGACGAGAUAGCGUACGAGCUGGCAGGGCUGACGAUUGGCGAGGGUGGUGAGAUGCGGCACGGUAGACGCCAUCGACGGCACGGAAAGCACGAGCAUCGUGCAUUUGGACGGGAGUACGGUCGGCAUGGCCAUCAUCAUCAUCAUCGACACGGUGGCCACCAUCCGCAUCCACAUCAUCUUUCGGAUCAUGAGGCAGGCCACAAGCAUCAUGGACACCACGGACAUCAUGGACAUCCAAUGCACCCGGGACGUCACUUUGGCCGGCCUCCCUAUGGCCCUGGCCCCAUGAACGUUCAUCCGUUUGGCGGUGCAAUGACACGGCGCCAUCACUUUGGACCGGGUAGUGGUGGACCGUUCGGCGGCUAUCCCGGAAUGAUGGAGCACUUUGGGCACCGGUUUGGGCGUCAUGCGAGAGGAAAGGGAUGUCAUCAUCGUCGCCGAAGCUCGUCCUCAAGCAGUAGCAGCAGCAGCAGCAGCAGCAGUAGCAGCGGCAGCAGCAGUGAUUCCAGCAAAAGCUCAUCCAGCUCAUCUUCCGGCGCAGAAGUGGAAGUUCCGAAUGAUAAGAAGAUUGAGAAGCAGCUGAAGAAAAUCCGCAAGCAGUGCAACAAGAUGGACAAGCGUGCAAAGAGAUAUCCUUUCGGCAAGCGACACGGCCCCGGACGUCAUCAUCACCACCACCAUCGUCACGAUCACGAUGAGAGCAACAAGGAGGAACGCUGUGGCAAGAAGGGUCGUUGUCGUCGGAACCGCAAGCAGGCGGAGGAAGAACCAACAGCGCCCGAGCAUCCGGAACAAGUGUCGCCCACAGAUCCUACGACGGAACCGGAACUGAUCGAGUGAGGAACAGGAUCAGUGCAGCAAAUUCUAUUCUAUGCUUACAUCACAAUAAUCUCAACAUUACACCGGUGUAAUUACUAAUGGGUUAUUAUUACUAAUCGAGCCAUCCACCAAAAACAGAUAAAAAUGAAAAUGGUACAUGUAUAAGCCAACAACAAAAAAACACAAAUAAAAGAAAAGGAUGGCAAAUAAAGAAAAGAAGAAAAAAAACAAAAAAAAAAACAUGUCAAAACACUAAAA